Xenia sp. Carnegie-2017 is the source of this 1813-nucleotide messenger RNA. Its product is annotated as probable cell division control protein 7 homolog 2. Lineage: Eukaryota; Metazoa; Cnidaria; Anthozoa; Malacalcyonacea; Xeniidae. Gene Ontology annotation, biological process: protein phosphorylation; mitotic DNA damage checkpoint signaling. Gene Ontology annotation, cellular component: nucleus. Gene Ontology annotation, molecular function: ATP binding; protein serine/threonine kinase activity. The transcript has 9 exons. The record is from RefSeq and is a predicted model, not a curated record. The coding region runs from base 19 to 1344 and encodes 441 amino acids.
GUUCCUAUUUUAAAAAAUAUGUUUCUCAUGAAGUCUAAGAUUGGUGAAGGUACAUUUAGCAAUGUUUACCAGGCUCAUCUUGUUGAACAUCCAGAUGAAUUGUUUGCCUUGAAGCACAUCAUACCUACAAGUUCACCAGAUCGUGUUGAAAGAGAAAUACGAUGUCUACAGGAAAUGGGUGGAAAGAAUAAUGUGAUCGGCUACAAAGGAGCUGUACGACACUAUGAUCAUACUGUCAUCAUGUUAUCAUAUUUUCCUCAUGAUAGAUUUCAGACCUACUUUCUUGAGAUGACCACAUCAGACAUAAAAGACUACAUGAAGAAUCUUUUCAUUGCUCUGAAACAUAUUCACAGUUUUGAUAUAAUUCAUCGAGAUAUUAAACCUGGUAAUUUUCUACAUUCACGACAAUCUGGAAGAUAUAAUCUUGUUGAUUUUGGUUUGGCAAUGCAUGAAUCUCAGUCUAAAAAAUCAUGGCAGAUAGAAAAGAAAAAUGAUAAAUACAAUCCAUAUCCAACAGACAAAACUACAAGACCUUCGUCACCAAAAAGGGCGAAGAGAAACGGCCAACCAACGAGAAAGGGACGAACAAGUCCAAGAUUUAUGAAGAUCUCGCACAAACUUAAUUCGCGUUCUCAUGUUUUCGUUCCUAAAACGAAAGCAAAAUGUACGAAGUUGAAAGACAUCACGUUCGUUGCGUCCAACAAACACGCAAAAUCAAACCUAAACCACGAAACGAGGAAAAUUUCUUAUAAACUUCCCGUAGGACUGUGUCAGACUAAACACAAAUCUUAUGAAAUAUGUUCUUUGUGUAGUAAAAGAGCAGUACAAAACGCUCCUCGAGCUGGUACAUCUGGAUUUCGGGCUCCAGAGGUCUUGUUGAAACAUCCGGAGCAGACUACAGCUGUCGAUAUGUGGUCAGCUGGAGUAAUACUGCUAUGUCUUUUGACUGGAAAGUAUCCUUUCUUUCGCUGUGCAGAUGAUAUGACUGCUUUGGCUCAGAUAAUGACCGUCUUUGGUAAGCAACGUGUUGUUGAAAGUGCGAAAUUCCUGGGUAAAUACAUGGUUAGCAACUACACGUGCCCUGGUUAUGAACUAAAGGAACUUGCACAAAGAUUACGAGCAUCAAAUAUGGAGGAAGAGCGACCUAUGAACUGCUGUAAAUCCUGCAAAGCAGGUUCAACUGCAGAGCAAGCGUUUACCUCUACAACGGAUAAAGCAAAUAUCAACGGAUUGGAUGAAGAAGAAACGUUUUGUGUUACAUUGAAUAAUUGCAGAUGUAGCCACGAUGUAAAUGAUCAUGCAACUGGCAGAAGAAAAUUAGAUGUAAAAAUGAAUAAGAAAUAACGUACAUGCAUUCAAAGUAAAUGCAUCGAUGAUUCUGACUCAAGAGUUGGAGUUCUCAAUGAUAAAGAUGAAGAUCGUAUAAUGUCGGAAAGUGGACGGUCCUUUUCGAAAGAGACGACUGAACGCGAAGGAGGAAAACUUUCCGUGAAAGAACAUCUUGAUGGAAGCCCAUGUUUUUGUGUUUGUGGUUUAUGUAAGAAUUACGUUCCUCUGACCGUGUAUCAUCUUCUUGAAAGGUGUCUGGAUUUAAAUCCAACAACAAGAAUAACUGCAAGCGAAGCUCUUAGUCAUCCUUUCAUUUGCGAAAACAUCAACUCUUUAGAGUGUGCCAAGUUAUAUUUUAUAGUUUAUUUUUACGCUCUGAUCAAGAUCCGAACUUGCGCAGAACCAUUAACGCUUUUAGUUUAACAUGUCAUCGCUUAUAUAAUACAAUUACAAUAUUGGUCAUGUUUGGCUGUUAGCUACCAUA